AACAAAUUAUGGGAACAACAAUGGCGAAGAAGGCUUCAUACCUCACUAUAGUUGCUGCUGCAGCUCUCAUUCUGGUGUUGGCUCUGCAGCUGCUAGCAGAAUCCGUACAUGGUGCUCAGAUACACAACAACGCAAAAGAUAUUAUUGCGGGAAGCAGCGUGAAUGGAAGCACAUCGCAGCCGGCGAAACAUGGAUGAUUUCUCUAGCACUGAAGUGGUUUGAAGGAUACUGCAGUGCGUUUCGCUGCGGAUAGGAAAUGCUAACUACAGCAGAUUAUAGAGUCCAUGCUAAGGAAUUUCUUUCAUAAUUACUAUGAUUCAUCUAGCCAUGUUUACGUAUCAACCGAGUGUUAAAUUUUGACGUAGAUAAGAAGAUCGAGU
Messenger RNA from Linum tenue, 380 nucleotides. The record is from the annotation of a GenBank genome assembly. Lineage: Eukaryota; Viridiplantae; Streptophyta; Magnoliopsida; Malpighiales; Linaceae.